AUGCAUAAAUUUCUGCUUGAAAAUCAAAGAAUGAAUUAUUCCAGUUACAAUCCUUUUGGUUCCUAGAAAAACCUUAAGCCAGGGAUCAUAACUAAGUUAAAAAAUAAAAUUUAAGCUUUGUUCUAACCAACCAUCAACUCAUAAAGCUUGAUCAAAAGGAUAUAACCCUUUGAAGAUUAAAAAUUAGAAUAAGAACUAUCUAAUUAAUUUAAGAAGAAUCUUGUUCUAGUCGAUCGAAUUAUUCCAAAUAAAGAUUACAGUAUGGCCCCAAAGCGUAAGUCCUUUAUUCCCUUUGAAUAAUACCUUAAAGAGGAAUUAGAUAUACCGAAAAUAUAGCAUAAAGAAACUUAAACUGUUCUAGACAGAAAAGCAAACGAUUCAGACAUCAAAUCAUAAAAUGUUAAAAAAUAAAAAAAGGCGUAAAAAGAUCAUGCAAAAAUUUAAUAAGAUAGAAAAAUGGAAGGUAAUAUUUGUAAAUUAUGUCUAUAGAAAAUCAGAUAUAGUCAGAGUUCAUCCAAAAUUAACAAAAUUCUAUGCAAAGUUUAAACGAAAAAAAAGGAUAUUCUAAAGAAAAUUUAUCAAACACUUCAAAUAAGAAGGUGAAAUAAUUAGAUGCCUUCAUAGAGAGUAUCAUCCCAAAUAAAUAAUUAAAAUGUGAAACAAGUGAUAAUUAAUUAUCAAUGAAAAUUCUGGAGUUUUAAGAAAUAACUUAAACUAACGAUAAUAAAAACUAAAAUUCUGAUUAAUUACUGCAGAAAUUUAAAGCAUCAUCUUUUUAAGCACUUAGUCCAUCCUAAAAUGAAUGUAUUAAAGAUGAUGUAAAUAUGGAUAAAAAGUAAUCAAGUUCAGCGGGUACAAAUAGAAAGGUUGAAGCAAACGACACCCUAUUCAGUUUUAAAAAUGCAGAUUUCUAAUCAGAAUCUUAGUUUAAUAUACAAAACAUUGAAAACAAUCAAAAAAUUUUGAAUUUCAAAUAAGAUUAAGGAUAAGAGUUUCAAAAUAAUUAAAAAUCAAAUUAAUAUGAUUUACAACAAGUAACUUAUCUUUUUAUUAAUAUAGAAAUAACUAGAGUUCAAUUAAGAUAACUAAAUGAUGAUGCAAAAAGAAGACAGUAUUAGUGAAAAUAUUAUUUAAUUAUAGAGAAAAAAAAGCGAGAAUCAAUCAAUUUAAUAGUCUGAAUAAUCAAAAUUAAAUUUUACUUAAGUGGAAGAGAAUAAAAGUAACAUGUAAUAGGUAAAAUAAAAAGUGGAUUUUAAAAAGAGAAGUAAUUUGAUCCAAAUAGAUUAAUAAGAUGGAGAAUAAUUAGAAAAUCUUAAUCUCUCUAAUAUCUUAAUUUUUACUUUAAAACAACCAUAAUUUCGAUAAGAAUUCGAAAAUUAAAAAGACAAAGUUAACUCUUAAGUUUUGUUGUAAGGAGAUUAAUUUUUGAAAAAAAAAACAUAGUCGUAAUAUGAUAAAUAGGAUCAGAUAUCUGAAAAAGAAUAAAAAUUAUAGAUAUAUUAAAAUUAAUAAAACAAAGAAAUUCAAAAAAAUAUACUUCAAGGUAAUUUCCAAAACAAUCAGAACAAGUAAAUUAUAGAGAAAAAUGAGGAAUUAAUUAAGGAAUAUAAUCCAUUUUUAGUACUAAGUCCAAAUAUCAGUUCUGAUCAAAUAAGCCAGUAUUUUUAAGGGGGUUUAACAUCAAAUCAAAAUAAUGGAUGUUAACCAUAAAGUUAGAAUCAACCAAUAGCAGAUUUAUUCAAAAUACCAACAUCAUAAUCUUAAUCAAUAAUUAAUAAUUUAUAAGAUAAAUAAAAUCCUUAAAAUUUAUUGUAGAUGCCUAAUGUUAACAAUUUUGCCAAUGCAAGAUUGCAACCCUACCCUUAAAAUAAAUAAUUGGAUCUCUUUUAAUAGGCUCCUUAAAUUACUCCGAUUAGUUAACAUUAGGUAUUUAGUUUUGAGUCAGCAAAACUGAAUUAUUAGCAAUAGUCGACUUAAUAAAAUAAUUUAUUUUAAUAGUAAUAAUAAUAAUAGUAAUAAUAGCAUUAUUAUUCAGAAUAAUUGAUUUAAUAGCCCAACUACUAACUAUAAAACCUGUUUUCUUAAUAGCACUAACCAUCGAAUUCAGUUUCAAGCUUAAACUUAUUCUAAUCUAACCCAUAUUAACAAUAAUAAAAUGAUUUAAAAAAUCAGUAGGUGUAUUUUAAGAAUGAUGUCCUAUCUCUUUUUUAGGAGACUAAAAAAUAAGAUAGAAGUGAUAAUUUAAUUAAUUCUUUAGAUAUAUUCUAGACUUAACAGUAUCAGUAGGCAUGUUAGAGUCUAAAUAAUAGCUUCAACAAGGGUAGAAAGAAGUAGAGAAUUAAUAAUUAUUGA
Molecule: messenger RNA, 2352 nt
Organism: Paramecium octaurelia
Lineage: Eukaryota; Ciliophora; Oligohymenophorea; Peniculida; Parameciidae
Source: the annotation of a GenBank genome assembly